GGUUAACCGGAAGUCCACUCUACUCCAUCCAAGGGACGCUUCGUCGACAGUUCCAUAGGAUUUGCGAACGUUUACGCAUUUCCCUUCUCAAUAUUUUCAUUACAACAUUUUUCGUCGUAUCGGUGUAACUCCGAAUUGAAAAAGCGUAAACACCACCAAAUACAGCACAAAAGUUGUUUAUAAGAGAGAGAAAGAGAGAGAAAUCUGGCUAGAUUGGUGUAAGUGCAAGCUGAAAAGUUGUCCAAGGUACGAAGUAUUGCAAAAGAUUUUUGCAAAAUUUUUGGCAUAAGGAAAGACGAGUGAAGUGCGACAGAUACAUAGAUCAACGUCGGCGGGAAAGAGAGUGCGCAACUUGUCAUCAGUUGCAUCAACCUGUAGAUAAUGUCAGGAAUUGCGAUUGCCAGGCUCGCUGAGGAAAGAAAAGCAUGGAGAAAGGAUCAUCCUUUUGGAUUUGUAGCUCGUCCAACAAAGAAUCCUGAUGGCACAUUGAAUUUGAUGAGCUGGGAAUGUGCAAUACCAGGAAAAAAAGGAACUCCUUGGGAGGGUGGAUUGUACAAGUUGCGAAUGAUCUUCAAGGAUGACUAUCCUUCAAGUCCACCAAAGUGCAAGUUUGAGCCACCAUUAUUUCAUCCAAAUGUUUAUCCAUCUGGCACAGUAUGCUUAUCCCUUUUGGACGAGGAAAAAGACUGGAGGCCAGCAAUAACGAUUAAACAAAUCUUGCUGGGUAUUCAAGAUUUACUAAAUGAGCCGAAUGUCAAGGAUCCAGCACAAGCAGAAGCUUACACAAUUUACUGCCAAAACCGUUUAGAAUAUGAGAAGCGAGUUCGAGUCCAAGCAAGAGCAAUGGCACCUCAAGAAUAAGACAUGUACCAUAUGCUGAUAUAAUAUGAACAUUAUGCUUCGCUCUUGGGAUUUUAUACAUUUUGCUUCAUGUGUGUAAUUCUGUGUACUGAAGCAAAAUGACGGUCACAUCCAAUCAUUGUUUUGGUAGUAACAUAAACUUCUUUCACCUAGAGCGACGGCAAGUUAUUUUGGAUUUUUCUCUCAAUCUUCUGUUACUAUUUAUUUCUUCUUAACUGAUCGGCAUUCAAUAUUGAUCAAAUAAAAGUCGAAAAGGUACCUUGUUUGUAUUGAGCGUUACUUGAUUUAGUCGAGAAACUCUCGGUUAAAAGUACAUUUUCAUCUGUUAGGCUUAUUAGCUCGCUGGUCAUCGAGUUCUAGAAUAUGUUUUCUAUGAAUCCAUUAAAUCAACCCAGUUAUAAUAGGAUUCAUGCUAAGAAUUUUUUCUUUCCUUUUAAGACACAACGCAAAAUUUACAUAAAAUUUGAUAGUGCACGAAAAUUGGUUGUACAAAUUUGACCUGUUUAAAUUCUUAGAGUCAAAAAAAUAAUUCAGCGUUUUUCAUUUUUGUAUUUUAGGUAAAAGUAUUUUUUAUAAUAAUUAUAAACAUUAAUCUUAAUGACUAUCACGUAUAAUAAAGUAAUGUAUUAUAGCGAAUGUUUGAUAUACUUAUUUUGGAUUACAUCCACUACCAUGUACAUACAUUAAGUUUAUUGAAACAUUUUUGAUUGAUACUGAAAUUCGAUGUAUCCUACUAAUAAGUACUCUCGUAAAAUCACUGUUUCUAUGUAAUAAAUUCGAUAUGUAACUCAUGGACUUUAUUUAUCUACUUAACAUUUCAUCUUAAACUUCCUAAAAAUAAAAUUGAUUCAAAGUAAUCAAUAUACAUUGUCGAAGAAUAUGAAAUAUUUUAAUAUUUCCAUCAUCCAUAACGCUUAAUGGAACGUUUAAUAAAAUAAUAUAAUAGAAAUUAUUUUAAUUUCUCAUCAACGGAUUUUAACAAACCUUUUAAACCUUUUCAUAUCAAUAAAAAACGAGUUUUUUACUUGUGUAUCAAAAAAUUUAAUGACAGUUGAGUUUUAUCGAGUUUUAUCACACUGGAAAAGAUCAUGGGUUCAUUUGGACUUAGAGUAACUUUGAAGGACCGAUUAAUUUUUUAAUAAAUCAUGUUAUUGUUGAAUAUUUUUAUGAGUCUUUCCAAUUUGAUCAAAUUCAAUAGCGCCACCUCACUACUAAAAUAACUGUAAAGAGAAAACAAAAACUUGAAUAAAAUUAUCUGUCAUUUAUUUGUUUUAUUUAAGUGCAAUUCAGUCUGAAAAGU
Molecule: messenger RNA, 2161 nt
Organism: Phymastichus coffea
Lineage: Eukaryota; Metazoa; Arthropoda; Insecta; Hymenoptera; Eulophidae
Gene: lwr
Product: SUMO-conjugating enzyme UBC9-B
Exons: 5
Coding region: 382-861 (159 amino acids)
Biological process (GO): protein sumoylation
Cellular component (GO): nucleus
Molecular function (GO): SUMO conjugating enzyme activity
Source: RefSeq, a predicted model, not a curated record